GCUAAUUUUUACCAAUUUUUCUUGGAUGUAGUCAAUUUUCCUAUAACUGAGUCAAUACCAUGUGCAGUAAUAUGUCUGCAGUCUCUGGUCAUCUCCUGUACUAUGUCCGCAGUCUCUGGGCAUCUCCUGUACUAUGUCUGCAGUCUCUGGUCCAUCUCCUGUACUGUGUCCGCAGUCUCUGGUCAUCUCCUGUACUAUGUCUGCAGUCUCUGGUCAUCUUCUGCACUGUGUCCGCAGUCUCUGGUCAUCUCCUGUACUAUGUCUGCAGUCUCUGGUCACCUCCUGUACUAUGUCUGCAGUCUCUGGUACUCUCCUGUACUAUGUCUGCAGUCUCUGGUCAUCUCCUGUACUGUGUCCGCAGUCUCUGGUCAUCUCCUGUACUGUGUCUGCAGUCUCUGGUCAUUUCCUGUACUGUGUCCGCAGUCUCUGGUCAUCUCCUGUACUAUGUCUGCAGUCUCUGGUCCAUCUCCUGUACUGUGUCCGCAGUCUCUGGUCACCUCCUGUACUAUGUCUGCAGUCUCUGGUCAUCUCCUGUACUAUGUCUGCAG
Messenger RNA from Staurois parvus, 548 nucleotides. The record is from the annotation of a GenBank genome assembly. Lineage: Eukaryota; Metazoa; Chordata; Amphibia; Anura; Ranidae.